Messenger RNA from Misgurnus anguillicaudatus (oriental weatherfish), 4671 nucleotides. It is a transcript of the gene slc6a4a, whose product is annotated as solute carrier family 6 member 4a. Lineage: Eukaryota; Metazoa; Chordata; Actinopteri; Cypriniformes; Cobitidae. Gene Ontology annotation, cellular component: neuron projection; synapse; plasma membrane. Gene Ontology annotation, molecular function: serotonin binding; serotonin:sodium:chloride symporter activity. Gene Ontology annotation, biological process: serotonin uptake; sodium ion transmembrane transport; amino acid transport. The record is from RefSeq and is a predicted model, not a curated record.
UUUAUAAUUGAACAAAGAUAAGUUAAAUUGAGCUGACUUAACCUGCUGUGUUAAAUCUAAUUAACAAAAUGUAAUUCCCUUUAAUUAGUGGUUAUCAAGGAAAGAGGAUAUUAGGUUUGGAAACAUAGACAUUUUAUAGACACACAAACACAUGUUUUCCAGCAUAGCCAAAAUGGAGACAUCUGUUCUUAUUAAACAGUGUGAAGGUCUAACUAGUUUUUCGGCUUUUGCUAGAUUACAUCACCAAGCUCAUAUAUAAGUUGGACCGUUCUCCAACAGUUUUCUUAUCCUUUCACAUUAUAUUUAUAGCAUUUGGCAGAUCCAAAGCGACUUCAUUCAUUUCAAACAUGUAUUUAUUAGUAUGUAUAACUAUCCCUUUAAGACACCGAGCAACCUUCAGCUUGUUAUAAAAUGAUAUCAGAUUAUUUUGCAUGGAUUCAACUCUAGAUUUCCAUAGCCUCGGAGACAAAUACUGUCCCAUUAAACUGAUGAAACUCGAAGGAAGGAAAUACCAGGGCAUUACACAAGAUUAAAGCAUUUGGAUAAGGAUUUGAAAGACCGGUACCUUUUUGUUGGCCAUUCCAUCAAAUAAUUAGGCCUCCGACUCUUCGUCUAAAAAUGUAAUUCCCAUAACUUCUGCUGUGUGGUGUCGGCAUGUACUAAAAAGUUUCAUUUGAAUGUUUUUGCCUUUUCUUAUCAUCCAGUUAUGCCACUUAUUAGAAGUUAAAUGAAAGUGCGGUUGCUUAUUUUUUCCUGUUUCACCUAGUCUAGACCCCUCAACCCUCCCUCUCUGUUCAUUAGACUUGUUGCGGAUUAACCUACUAGCUCAGACAGAUUGGAAAGACGUGUGGCUUUCCAUACUGUACGUGUGUUUGUAUGUCUGGCCGAAAAGUGUGAACAGUCAAAAGUAUUGUAAGGGCAAGAGGAACAACUAUUGUGAGCGUCCAUGUGCAGGGGAAUCGACAACAGCGAUGUCUCAUCUACCAUUAUGUGUUUGUCUUUGGGGAUUCAAAACAGAGGGAUGCUGGAAAAACGUUAACUGGUUAAAGAUGAAUUACAGUACUCGUGUGGACAUCUGUAAGCUGGGCCUGAGCAGUUUCUCUUUGGUUUUCAGGUAGAGCUUAUCUAAACAUACCGGUUAAGGAACGGUUACACACUUAUUGUUUUCUCCAUCCCAGCCUGCUCCGUUCCACGCCGGACCCCUCUUCUCCAGGCUCUCAAUCCCCUCAUGGGCGCCAUAUCAGCCACUGUAAGAGGACCACCGUCUCAACCCUAACAGCAGUCCUCACCAUGGAAAUGAAACAGCCCGUGACGAUGAACCGAGAGUAUGAAGAAAAGCAGGAGAAACAAGACUCGCAGGAGUCGCAAGAGAACGGCCGGCUGGUUGCGGACAGUGUUCCCGAGAAGGAGCAGAAGUCGGUCAACGGUUACCCCAGCACAUCUCCACAAAGCCCAAGGGAGGAUGCGGGUGCCGGGACGGAGGGGGGAACGUUCAAGACUCUGGUGGUCCAGCAGACCAGUUUGGAUCCCCCAAGGGAGACCUGGAGCAAAAAAGUGGACUUCCUACUGUCUGUCAUCGGGUAUGCAGUGGACCUGGGCAACGUGUGGCGCUUUCCAUACAUCUGCUACCAAAACGGAGGGGGCGCUUUUCUUCUGCCAUACAUGUUGAUGGCCAUGUUCGGUGGCGUGCCGCUGUUUUACAUGGAGCUGGCGUUGGGCCAGUUUCACCGCAGUGGGUGUAUCUCCAUUUGGAAACACAUCUGCCCCAUCUUCAAAGGUAUUGGCUUUGCCAUCUGCAUCAUCGCAUUGUACAUUGCCUUCUACUAUAACACCAUAAUGGCCUGGGCCCUCUACUACCUCCUGUCCUCUUUUCGUGCCACGUUACCCUGGACCACCUGCAACAAUUGGUGGAAUACUCCUAACUGUACCCGAUACUUGUCCACGGACUUAAACGUCUCCUGGACCGAGAGCUCCAUAUCUCCUGCUGAGGAGUUCUAUAUACGGCAGGUGUUACAGGUACAUCGGUCCCCUGGUCUUCAUCAGCUGGGGUGGGUGAGCUGGCAGCUGGCCCUCUGUCUGCUCUUUAUCUUCACCAUCGUAUAUUUCAGCAUUUGGAAGGGGGUCAAGACUUCAGGCAAGGUAGUUUGGGUAACAGCUACCUUUCCUUACCUGGUGUUGUUUGUCCUGUUAAUAAGAGGAGCCACCCUACCAGGAGCCUGGAGAGGAGUGGUCUUCUACCUGAAACCUGACUGGAAUAAACUUCUCAGUACUACAGUUUGGCUUGAUGCAGCUGCACAGAUCUUCUUCUCUCUGGGUCCAGGCUUUGGUGUUCUCCUGGCCUUUGCCAGCUACAAUCCCUUUCAUAACAACUGCUACAAAGAUGCAUUGAUCACAAGCUCUGUAAACUGUUUGACCAGUUUCUUGUCAGGCUUUGUGAUCUUCACAGUUCUGGGUUACAUGGCUGAGAUGCGUCAACAGGGUGUGGAGACUGUAGCUAAGGAUGCUGGGCCCAGUCUGCUGUUCAUCAUCUAUGCUGAGGCUAUCGCCAAUAUGCCGGCUGCCACCUUCUUCGCCAUCAUAUUCUUCCUCAUGAUAAUUAUGCUUGGGCUGGACAGCACGUUUGCAGGUCUAGAAGGUGUUAUUACCGCCAUGUUGGACGAGUUUCCCCACCUGUUGGUCAAGAGGAGAGAAUGGUUUGUGCUCGGCCUGGUGUGUGUCUGUUAUUUGGGUGCUCUAUCCACUCUCACAUAUGGAGGGGCGUUUGUGGUUAAACUAUUUGAGGAGUAUGCCACGGGUCCCGCUGUUAUCACUGUAGUCUUCCUCGAGGUCAUUGCUGUUUCCUGGUUCUAUGGAACGACUCGCUUCUGCAAUGAUGUGCAGCUGAUGAUUGGUUUUUCUCCUGGCUUGUUUUGGAGGGUCUGCUGGGUUGCCAUCUGUCCUUGCUUCCUGUUGUUCAUUAUCGGAAGUUUCCUGGCAUUCCCACCAGAGGUGAGACUGUUUGACUACCUGUACCCUUUCUGGACCACGGUGCUGGGCUACUGUAUCGGGUGUUCUUCCUUCAUCUGUGUGCCUUCUUACAUGGUCUACUAUCUGCUCACCACCAAAGGGACCUUCAAACAGCGUCUGCUAAAAAGCAUCACUCCUAUACCCUCAGGAACCAGCGGCCCGCCCACAGACACAAUCGUCUUUACCAACGCCGUGUGACGCUAAGACAUUUCGCCCUCUGCUGGACAUGUAGCAUUAACCCCCGUGGCCUCAUAAAGGGCCCCGUCUGACCUCACUUCACACCUCACCCCAGACUGAGAGUCUGAGUACUGCGUUAUGGUGAGGCCAGGCCUCCGAAUACAGCAAUUGUUUUGUUUUUAUGCCAUUUGUUUCGUGUGACCACUGUCAUAUUGCUUAUAUAAGUUACUGACUGCAGUGGCUUUGCCGUAGACAUGACCCAGUUUGUGGUUUUGUUCGUUCUGUGUCAGUUUUAGAUCACCAUAUAGCCAAUAUAUAGAUGAUGAUGGCAAGAAUUCAUGACUGUGUGUAUAUCUGUUUCAUGAAGCUCGGGUUAAGAAUGGGAAUACAUACAGAAAUGGUUUGGUUUAUAAACUUUAUAUAGAUCAUUUUUUCUUGAAAGAUUGUUAUAUUAUUGUUUUAUAUCAGUGACCAAUUUCAGGUAUACAGUAUUUUACAUGUACACACUCUUCUAAAGCCAAAAAUCAUGUGUUGUAAUCUCUGGAGUUUGUAUGACUUAAAUAAGCUGUUUGUGGUUUCCAAACCGAAUCCAUCACUUUUUGUGUCAUUUAAAAGAAUGUGUUUUACAGAAUUGGUUCAUUGUACGGUUCAGAUGUGGAAAUAGGGAGGAGGAAUGCAAAAAAAGAAAUAUUUUUAAGGGCCCAAAUCAGUUGAAUUUUGGUUGUCCAUUGGUGAGUGUCUGUGACCACUAAGCCCCCUUUGCCAAGCAUUUUAGCCUACUAUAUUUAUUUGAAGAUCACUAUUAUUUACACAUGGACCUUUUUAUCCACAUGUAACAUUUACAAGGAUGUAACCAAAAUUGCUAAUUGAAAAAUACAAAUUUACUGACCACUGAAAAUUUGAAAACUGUGUGCCCCCUUGACUAUCAUGAACAUUUAUUUCUACAUAUUUCUUUUGUGGGUUAUACACAACGUAGCAGAAACCAAAUAAUUGUGUGCAUACUACAAAUGCUUUAGCCCGCAAGACGUUUUUUCAUGAGAUGAAAAAGUGUGACUGGACAUCUAGGUAUGUGCAUGUGUAGUUUGUGAGUCUUGCUAUUCAUGUGGUCCGGCGUUCUGUACUUGUUGAACGUUGUAAGAACGUUGGUUUCUCCGUUGAACUGACGUGUAUGAGCUGUACAUCGAUGGUCAGUUCUGUGUGUGUGCGUGCGUGCGUGCGUGUGUGUGCGCGUGCAUGCCGUAGACAUCAGUCUAUAUUGUGCGUGUGUGUGUAUGUUUGUGUGUGUGAGUGCUUCAGUCCAGUGCUAAACUUUCACUUCUUAACAGAAUGUAUGAUUCUGUCUAACAAAGUAUUGAAAAUCUAUUGUACUUUAUAAAGUCUAACUAUGAUGUAUGUCUCUAAGACUGUUAGGAAAAAAUAUGUAUAUGUACAAAGUCAUAUAUGAAUUAUUAGAGAUAUAAAAUAAACAUAUAUGUAUUAAUAAUUAAA